This is a messenger RNA of Pseudomyrmex gracilis, 1686 nucleotides long. Its product is annotated as N-acetylglucosamine-6-phosphate deacetylase. Gene Ontology annotation, molecular function: N-acetylglucosamine-6-phosphate deacetylase activity. Gene Ontology annotation, biological process: N-acetylglucosamine catabolic process. The coding region runs from base 106 to 1344 and encodes 412 amino acids. The record is from RefSeq and is a predicted model, not a curated record. The transcript has 7 exons. Lineage: Eukaryota; Metazoa; Arthropoda; Insecta; Hymenoptera; Formicidae.
AAUGAGAAGAAAGAAUCGAAUCAAGAAAUGGAAGUGGAAACACGCAAACCGAAAUGAGAAUUCGCGCUGACUCUUCACUGAGACUUAUCAGUCACGCGACCCAAUAUGUCACAGGGAGGAGUUCUCAAGCGAUUCUGCAACUGCAGAAUUCUGCGCGACGGCAGAAUUGAGACGGAGGAUCUCUGGGUGCGCGACGGCAAGAUCGUCAACCCGGAGAAGAUUUUCUAUGACGAGAAAAUCACGCCAGAUGUUAGGAUCGACUGCGGCGGCAAUCUGAUCUCACCGGGAUACAUUGACGUGCAGAUCAACGGAGGCUUUGGGAUAGAUUUUUCCUACAAUGUUGACAAAGUGGAAGAGGGUAUCGACAAGGUGGCAAAAGGAUUGUUAGAGUACGGAGUUACAUCCUUUUGUCCAACUCUGGUUACAUCUCCUAGAGAAAUAUACCAUCAGAUAUUACCAAGAAUAAAGAAGAGAAACGGAGGUAGUCAUGGCGCUGCUAUACUUGGUGUUCACGUAGAAGGUCCAUUCAUCAGUCCAAGCAAAAAGGGUGCCCAUCCGGAAUGCUUUAUUCGAAAAUUUGACCAGGGUUUUAAAUCAGUUAUUGAUACAUAUGGCGAUCUGGAUAACGUGUGCAUGUUCACAUUGGCGCCAGAAAUUUCAAACGCUGCUUCUGUUAUUGAAGAACUGUGCAGGAGAAACAUCAAAGUAUCUCUUGGCCAUUCCGUAGCGAAUCUAAGAGAAGGGGAACAAGCCGUUAAACACGGGGCAUCAUUUAUCACUCAUCUCUUCAACGCGAUGCUGCCUUUUCACCACAGAGAUCCGGGAUUGGUCGGUCUCUUAACAUCCGACCAGAUCCCACUUGGUAGAAUCGUUCAUUUCGGCAUAAUCUCCGACGGGAUCCACACGCAUCCUGCGGCAUUGCGAAUUGCACAUAAAACGCAUCCCGAAGGUCUCGUUCUUGUGACCGACGCGAUUUCGGCGUUGGGUUUAGAGGAGGGAAUCCACAAGCUGGGACAGUUCGAAAUAGAAAUACGCAAGGGAUCCGCCUAUAUUGCCGGAACGGAUACUCUGUGCGGCAGUAUGGCGGAGAUGCCGAAGUGCGUGAGAUACUUCAAAGAAGCUACAGGUUGCUCGAUAGUCGAGGCUCUCGAAGCGGCUACUCUGCAUCCCGCGAGAGUGCUCGAUAUCGAUUCCCACAAGGGUACUCUCAACUUCGGGGCCGAUGCCGAUUUUAUACUGCUAGACGAGAAGCUGGAAGUGCUGUCCACGUGGAUCUCGGGAGAGUGCGUUCACGAAAAAACUAUCGGCGCGAUAGAAAACAACUCGACGUGUGAACGUAAGUGAAUAAUAGAGAUCAAAAAUUAAAACCGAUAUCGAUUCCAUAUCCAUUUGAAAUAGGGAAGAGCUACGGAACGUAGCUUCUUCCACGUUACUCUGAAACUCUUGUUUCCAUUUGUACUCGCAGUUUAACGCUACAAAUACGCGUAUAGUAUUUUUAUACAACAAAAAAAGAUAUUAAAAUUUAUAUCAUAUUGAAGAAUAUCGAAGACUUUUUUUUAUUAAAUUCUUCGAUUUUUCUGACUAAACGAAAUGUAUUUUGCAAAGUGGAGUUUUUACAUUUGUAUGAGGAGAUAAUUUGGGUAUUUUAUACAUGUAUAAAAGAGAUUAAGCAUUUUAUAUAUAGAU